This is a messenger RNA of Rhagoletis zephyria (snowberry fruit fly), 1122 nucleotides long. RefSeq lists its product as uncharacterized. The record is from RefSeq and is a predicted model, not a curated record. Lineage: Eukaryota; Metazoa; Arthropoda; Insecta; Diptera; Tephritidae.
AAUGACGGCCUGAGAAUUCCGGACUGGCGCAUUCUGAAUCGAGUACGCAGGUCAACAAUGGCGGAAAUCACCAUUGCAGUUGACCCGCUAUCAGCGGACACGCUAAAGCACCGCGGGAACGUGGUAAACUAUGGCUUUGGCGUAGUAAAACUUAGGGAGAAAGUCAAACCGUCGAUGCCCGUGGUAGACAAAGAUGCCGCCGACACCGAAUACCCUAACUCGGAGGAGCAACCUUGCUGCUCCAAAGACGUCAUCGUAGCUCCCAGGCAGCUACCCAAUGACACGCAAGUGCAGCAGAAGUCAUCGGAGGUUGGCACAGAGCUACACGUAGCAUACAAAGCUCCAACAACGCCUCCGAAAACAGCAACAACAACAUGCCCGACCCUACAACAGGUGCUGGAAGAAGCCCAAAAAGGCGUUGGACCCAUCGCAUCCCCAAAGCCUGCAAAACGGCCACCACUACGUGGCAGCUCCAAAGCGGCUAUGUCCAGCCGCAAAGGCAAGGGAGAUGCAAGGACGGCCGAAGAAGCGGUCUUGCUGAAGGGCAACAGGGGGAAGAAGGUGGCUGCUCGCGGCCGAAAAGACCGCAAGUAAUGGCACCUCACCCCAAAAACUCUACAAAUCUGAGGCACAUUAAAUGCCUCCAAGUGAACCUUCACCACGCGAAAGCAGCAUCAGAUGUUUUACAUAGGAGGUUCACAAACGAAGGCUUAGGUGUAGCCUUCAUCCAGGAACCCUGGAUAUUAAGAGGUGACGUCAAAGGCCUUAAUACAAAGGACGUUCAUUACGGCAGAUCUCGUUGCGGUAUGGGCCAAAAUUCCUACUCCUAGGGGGGUGCAAGAGGCAGUACUUGCCUCCGCGUACUUCCCGGGUGAGGAGGAGAUAGCCCCGACACCAGAGGUAAAGGCGCUUACGGAUCACUGCCGGCAGAGUGGUAUACCCUGGAUCCUCUGCUGUGAUGCAAAUGCCCAUAGCACUGUCUGGGGGAGCACCGACACCAACAAAAGGGGUGAGUACCUCCUUGAGUUUAUAAGUAGUUAUAAUAUAAGUAUUAUAAACCAUGGCAAUGAACCAACGUUCAGGAACGCUAUUAGAGGGGAAGUCUUAGAUCUUACUCUAAGU